Molecule: messenger RNA, 4429 nt
Organism: Amyelois transitella
Lineage: Eukaryota; Metazoa; Arthropoda; Insecta; Lepidoptera; Pyralidae
Product: ATP-dependent translocase ABCB1
Exons: 23
Coding region: 183-4037 (1284 amino acids)
Biological process (GO): transmembrane transport
Cellular component (GO): membrane
Molecular function (GO): ABC-type transporter activity; ATP hydrolysis activity; ATP binding
Source: RefSeq, a predicted model, not a curated record
UAAUUAGUGUAGUCUACCAUAGAAAUAUACCAAUUUAAAGAGCAGAAUUCAGUUCAUUGAAUGUUAACUAUUAAUAAAUAGUUUUGUACAAGCUGUCUUAGAGUGUGAACGUUUAGCGUGCAAUCAGUAUGUUAGUAAAGUAAAUUUCAGUAAAGAAAAGUUGGUGCUUGUGUUUUGACACAAUGUUCCGCCCGCCACAUGGAGCGCUCGAGGAAAGCUUUAGAAAGUUUUAUAUUGUCAAAAACAUAGCAGAUUAUGUGCCUAUCAGUAAACUUAAGGAUGACAUAACUUCUGAAAAAGAUGAUAAUACUGAUCUUGACAUUGAGAAAGUACUGGAAAGGGAUGAUGACUCUGCAGGGACGAAAGAUGAAAAAACCGAGGAAGAAGCACCUAGCAUAUCAUUCUUUACUUUGUUCCGAUUUGCCACGUGUUUGGACUUAUUGUUCAUAACGGUUGCUAUAAUGUGCGCAAUUCUAGGUGGAUGUUCGAUGCCAUUUAGCACACUGCUGUUUGCGUGGCUGCUUGAAGCUAUGGUUGCUUAUGGACUGUCCCUGUUUCAAGGAACCCCGGCUGAUGAUAAAUUUCUGGAAGAUCUGAAUUAUUUCGCCAUCUGGAACGUAGUAGUUGGUGUUCUUCUAGUACUUUUGUCGUAUACAGCAACGAUUCUUAUGAACAUGGCUGCAUAUAAUCAGGUUUACAAACUACGCCAAGAGUACUUAAAAGCAGCUUUAAAUCAAGACUUUGAAUAUUUUGAUACUCACAAAACAGGUGAUUUUGCUACUAAAAUGACCAGUGACGUUGUUAAAUUAGAAGAAGGUAUUGGAGAGAAGUUGACAACUUUCAUCUUCUUCCAGUCAGCAUUCAUCAGUUGCAUCAUUAUGUCUUUAGUAAAAGGAUGGAAACUGGCUCUACUGUGUUUGAUAUCUUUUCCAGUUUCAUUAUUUCUAGUUGGAAUCUCGGGCUUUAUAGCAUCCAGAUUAUCAAAGAAAGAAGCAGUUGCGUCGGGAAAGGCUGGUGCUGUAGUGGAAGAGGUAAUAUCAGCCAUACGUACUGUGUACGCGUUUGGUGGUCAACAAAAAGAAAUAGAAAGAUACCAGAAGCAUUUGGUGGAAGCGAGGGGUAUAAAUGUUAAAAAAGGUUUCUUUAGUGGUAUUGCUAUGGGGACACUGUUUUUCUGUAUUUUUGCCGCUUACGCUUUAUCUUUCUGGUUUGGGUACAAAUUGAUGGUGGAUGAACCUGAAAAUUAUGAUGUUUCCACAAUGAUUGCUGUAUUUUUUGGAGUAAUGAUGGGUUCAGCUAACUUUGGUAUUUCAUCUACACUGAUGGAGGUAUUUGGCGUCGCCAAAGGGGCCGGGGCUCAAAUCUUCAAUUUGAUUGACAAUGUGCCUGUAAUCAAUCCUUUACUUAAUAAAGGCAUUGUUCCUAAAUCUAUAAAAGGCAAUAUCGAACUAAAAAAUGUAGUGUUUCGGUAUCCAGCAAGACCGGGCGUAACAGUAUUAAAAGGAGUUAAUUUAACAAUAAAACGGGGAGAAUCGGUGGCGUUAGUAGGACAUUCUGGAUGUGGGAAAUCUACUAUCAUUCAACUAUUGUGCCGAUACUAUGAUACACUUGAAGGCAGUGUACUUUUAGAUGGUAAAAAUGUUAAAGACAUCUCUGUUCAAUGGUUGCGCAAACAAAUCGGGAUGGUUGGUCAAGAACCUGUUCUAUUUAACACAACAAUUCGUGAAAACAUUAGAUAUGGGAGAGAAGGAGCCAAUGAUGCUGAAAUCGAAGCAUGCGCCAGGCAAGCCAACGCUCAUCAGUUCAUCAUGAAACUACCUAAGGGUUACGAUACUUUGGUUGGUGAACGUGGAGCAUCGCUAUCAGGUGGUCAGAAACAACGUAUUGCUAUUGCGCGGGCGCUAGUACGCAAUCCAAGUAUACUUCUGCUGGAUGAAGCCACUAGUGCUCUAGAUACUUCAUCCGAAGCCAAAGUUCAAAAGGCAUUAGACAAGGCUCAACAAGGAAGAACAACUAUAGUCGUGGCCCACAGACUUUCUACAAUAAGAAAUGUAGAUAUGAUUUAUGUUUUUAAAUCAGGAGAAGUUAUAGAAUCUGGAAAUCAUGAGGAACUUAUGCAAUUGAAAGGACAUUACUAUGAUAUGGUCAUGAUUCAAGGCACUCCAGAACAGGAACAACAAGCCGGAAAUGAUCUUGCUCGUCAGACUUCCGUUAAAAAUGACAAGGCCGAUGAAGAGGAAAUAAUAGAUUUUGAUGAAGAAGAUGGUAAAGAUAAUGAGGACAAAGAGAAAGACGUAUCUUUCUGGCAAGUUAUGCGUCUUAACAGCCCUGAAUGGAAGUCUAUAUCCGUCGCAAGUUUAUGUUCCUUGCUGAGUGGCUUUGCCAUGCCAGUAUUGGCAGUGUUACUUGGUGAUUUUGUAGGGGUACUUUCAGGUGAUGACCCGGAUGCUAUACGAGCCGAAGUUCGUAGAUUUGCUCUAAUUUUCGUCGGUAUUGGGGUCUUUUCAGGAAUAACAAAUUUCGUUACGGUUUUCUUCUACGGCGUAGCAGGAGAAUACUUGACUGAGAGACUGAGGCGACAGAUGUUUGAGAAACUUCUCCAGCAGGAGAUCGGUUUCUAUGAUGACAAGGAAAACUCUACAGGAGCUUUGUGUGCUCGUCUGUCUGGUGAAAGUGCUGCCGUACAAGGAGCCACUGGUCAAAGAAUAGGUACCGUACUUCAAGCUGCAGGAACAUUUGGGUUUUCUCUUGUUCUCUCUUUGAUAUAUGAAUGGAGAGUUGGAUUGGUUGCCUUAGCGUUUGUUCCGUUUUUAGUUACCGUUAUAUUUAAGGAAGGUAGAAUGGUCAGCUCUAAUUCAUGGGGAACAGCAAAAGCUAUGGAAGCUAGUUCAAAGAUUGUUGUUGAAGCAGUUGCAAACGUAAAAACUGUUGCAUCUUUGGGACGAGAAGAAACUUUCUGCAAAGACUAUGCAUCUUUAUUACUACCGGAGUUGACUGUAGCAAAGCGAUCAGCACACAUAAGAGGAAUUGUCUUCGGUUGUUCGCGUGGUCUAUUUAACUUUAUAUAUGCAGCAGCUAUGUACUAUGGUGGAAUACUUAUAAUAUAUCACGGAGUGGAUUAUGCAUUGAUUUUGAAGUCAGCUCAGGCUUUAUUAAUGGGUGCAUCUUCAGCAGCCCAAGCGUUUGCGUUUGCUCCAAACUUUCAAAAGGGAAUAAAAGCUGCAGGGCGGGUCAUUCAACUACUUAAUAAAGAGUCUAAAAUAACUGAUCCGAAAAAACCUGUCACUAGAUUCAAAGGUUCAGGACAAGCCAGACUUCAAAAUAUCAACUUCCGAUAUCCAUCUAGACCUAUGAUACAAGUUUUGAAGAAUUUAAAUUUAGAAAUAGAACGAGGUAAAACUAUUGCCUUGGUGGGGUCAAGUGGAUGUGGAAAGAGUACAAUAAUCCAAUUAUUGGAGAGAUAUUAUGAUCCUGAUACUGGAAUAGUAGCUCAAGAUGGCAUUCCUAUAUCACUGCUUCGUCUAGAAGAUGCUAGAAGACCUAUAGGUUUUGUUCAACAAGAGCCUAUACUAUUUGAUAGGACUGUAGGGGAGAACAUAGCAUAUGGAGAUAACUCUAGAAAUCCUACUAAUGAUGAAAUUAUAGCAGCUGCUAAACAAGCAAACAUUCACAAAUUUAUUGUAUCUUUGCCAAUGGGUUAUGACACCAAUAUAGGAUCCAAAGGCACGCAGUUAUCUGGUGGUCAGAAACAAAGGGUUGCCAUCGCCAGAGCCUUGAUACGUAGACCAAGGAUGCUGCUUUUGGAUGAAGCUACUAGUGCUCUUGAUACGGAAAGUGAGAAGGUUGUCCAAGAGGCUUUAGAUGCAGCGAAAGCAGGUCGCACAUGCAUUAUGAUCGCUCAUCGGCUGAGUACAGUCAAGGACGCUGAUGUUAUUUGCGUACUGAAAGAUGGACAAGUCGUCGAAAAAGGAAAACAUGCUGAAUUGUUAGAUCAUAAAGGGAUUUAUUACAAUUUGAAUAGAACAGGGCAUAUGUAAGUGGAUAAAGAUAAAAAAUUGUAAAUAAUAAUUAAACUAAGAAGAUUUUUUAAAUGAGGUAUCAAUUUAUUGCAAUGCGAAACAGGACCACUAUCUUUUGCCAUAAAGGAGUGUGAGUUGAAUAAAGCAUUCCCUUUAUCUUUUUCUGUUAAUAUUUUUAUUAACUGUAAUGUCUCAACGUCUCAUGUAUGUUUUAAUUUAUUGUAUUUGAUGGAUUUACUGAUAAGAAGCAAUAUUUUUCAUUUGUAUGUAACUGAUGUUAAAAUGUUAUUACAUAAUAUUUACAAAAUAACUUCUUCUAUUUACUUUUGACAUAAGAGUUUUCGUCUAAUCAAGGAUGUCGCCCAAGAAACUUUGUAUUUUGUCAAAGUAAUAAAGUUUAUAAUUAAAUU